Terrapene triunguis (Three-toed box turtle) is the source of this 4896-nucleotide messenger RNA. RefSeq names its product T-box transcription factor 2 (gene TBX2). The record is from RefSeq and is a predicted model, not a curated record. The transcript has 8 exons. Gene Ontology annotation, molecular function: DNA-binding transcription factor activity, RNA polymerase II-specific; RNA polymerase II cis-regulatory region sequence-specific DNA binding. Gene Ontology annotation, biological process: cell fate specification; regulation of transcription by RNA polymerase II; positive regulation of DNA-templated transcription. Gene Ontology annotation, cellular component: nucleus. The coding region runs from base 1763 to 3568 and encodes 601 amino acids. NCBI's taxonomy places the organism in Eukaryota, Metazoa, Chordata, Testudines, Emydidae.
UGCAGCGUCUCCUGUGCUACUGGGGUGCUGGGGAGCGGGAUGUUGGGGGUGGGGGGGCAGGCGUGUAUUUCAAGCCCCCUCCCACCUGACUCUUUCUCGCCUCCCGCCCCAAGCCAUGCGGGGAAGAACUCGGUCUGAGCCUGCCCAGUUCUCGCUCAUCACUGCUGCCUUAAAAAUCACCCCACUCCCUAGCUCUGAGUUUCCCUGCUUGUACUUCCCGCCCUCCCCCCCCCUUCUGCUUUCGGAGGAUUGACAUGGCCCUUCCCUUAGGGCGAAGUGUCAGCAGAAGCUCGGUUUUCAGCCCAGGCGCUGAUGGCACCCAGAUUUAUCUUAAAAUUAGCCAUGGCAAUCCCUCAGCUGUCUCCACCUUAUCUGUUUUCUUCCCGAUCCUGCGAUCCAGGCAGAAAGGGCAGCUCUCUCCCUCCUGAGCCAAUACAGGAAGGACACCACCGUCGAGUCUGGUUUGGGGUAAGGGAUAGGAGAUUUCCCCCUAGUGAAAGUUCAGAUCGAUUAUUGCUGACAUCUCAGGCCAGGACCCCCGGCUGUCUGAAGUAUUGGCCCCUUAGAUCCCAUGCCUCCAGUUGAGGUCGUUACACGUUGGGUUUCUUUGUCCUGGAGAACAGAUACUACCCGCGAUUUCUGUCGCCGUGGAGCUCCUGGGCUAUUUGGGGAAAGCAAAGCUGCCAAUUUUCCUUUUCAAACACCUUUCCUGAAAACUGAUUUCUCUCUCUCUCUCUCAACAAUAAUUCAAUGGCUGUCUGUGCCUCUCUCUCCUUUAGAGAGGCUGGUGAAAUGCACGCCACAGGUUGAAACAAACAAGCAGUAUAGAUAGAGGUAAUGACAGGACCUACCUCUACCUACAUUGUUUGUUUGUUUCAACCUGUGGCGUGCAUUUGUGUUCUGCUCCGAGCUCAGUGUGUCUGGUUCGCUACAUGUGAGCUUUCCAUUCAUUUCCUAUCGAGCCCGGGCUGAAGCUGGGAGGAGGGAAGGGGAGAGGGGAAUUGCUGCUUGUGAGAAUUGUUAUUUUUCAUCAAUCACUCGCAAUUUGUCUAAGUGCACAGGACAGGACACCAGCAGCCCUGCUGACUGAGGUCACAGAGACAACACAGCCGUGGAGAAGAGCAAAUUGCAUUCGCUCACGAACUCCCAGAUCCAAAUGACUGGCUUUGCAUGAAGAGGGGAGAGAGCGAAAGGUCCAUGUGACAUGAGGGAAAUAUGAAGGACUUUGACAGGUCUUAAACGGCCUGGCGCCAAGGCCUGCGUCUACAAGCUAAAAAUAGAAAGGGGGCGAGGAGCGGAGAUGGGCAAAGAUGAAAGAGGGGAAGAGAGAAAACGGAAUGGGAAAUUCGGCUGAAAGUUUAGAUGUUUGCUUAAACUUUUUGGGGGAGGGCUUUGUCCGGGCUAACUGGGGGCACCGGGGAGGGAUCGCCUUAAAAGACUCUGUUGCAAGACUUAAACCCUGGGACUCAGGCAGAGGGUUUUCAAGCAGACACACUGUAUGGAAGCUCAACAUAUUGUUUUAAAUUGAUAGCAGUAAUCGAUUGUAAUGACCGAUUCUUUCUCCUCUUCCUCCCUGGCUUCUCCUCUUUGAAAUGAACCCACAGCGGUUGGUGAUCUAAGCUACGCCUCCCUUAAUGCUGGUAGUCUGUUUCAUGUUUCAUAAAGUGUCACGUUUUAGCUCCCCGAUCUGCAAUCCUGAUGGUAAAGCCCAAGGCUAAGAGGGAGAGGGGGAACUACAAACAGAAGACGUGCAAAGAAACCCAUGCCUUGUAAACAACUGCGAAGCAGUUUCCAGUCAUCACCUCCUCUUAACUGCGGCAUGCAGCCGCCCCUGAACUCUUCCAGGCAGCAGAGAAGAAUAUAUAUUGAUGUCUCCCCAAAACAAUCCUCUGUAGGAUUUUCAGAGAUGAAGAGAAUGUUCCCCCCGUUUAAAGUGCGUGUGAACGGCCUGGACAAGAAGGCCAAGUACAUUUUAUUAAUGGAUAUAGUGGCUGCGGAUGAUUGCCGGUAUAAAUUCCACAAUUCUCGCUGGAUGGUAGCCGGGAAGGCGGACCCAGAGAUGCCCAAGCGUAUGUACAUCCACCCGGACAGCCCUGCUACAGGGGAGCAGUGGAUGGCGAAACCUGUUGCCUUUCACAAACUCAAGCUCACUAACAACAUCUCGGACAAGCACGGAUUUACCAUAUUGAACUCCAUGCACAAGUACCAGCCCAGGUUUCAUAUAGUGCGAGCCAAUGACAUCCUAAAGCUUCCCUACAGCACCUUCCGGACGUAUGUGUUCCCUGAAACAGACUUCAUAGCAGUCACCGCAUAUCAGAACGACAAGAUCACCCAGCUUAAAAUCGAUAAUAACCCAUUUGCAAAAGGAUUCAGAGAUACCGGGAAUGGAAGGCGAGAAAAGAGGAAACAGCUCACUCUCCCCUCCCUGCGGAUGUAUGAGGAGCAGUGCAAACCUGACCGAGAUGGGGGCGAAUCCGAUGCUUCCUCGUGUGAUCCUGCCCCAGUGCGCGAUACACUUCACUCCCCAUUGGGUACAGCCCCGAGUCCCCUGAGACUCAACCGCAGCAGCAGAGAGGAGAAAUCCUGCCCGGAGAGCGACCCGGAGCUGGAGAAGCUGCCCGAGGAGCGGCCGGCCCGCGGGCCCAGCCCCGGCCCGGAGGAGACCAGCCCGCGGCUGCCGGAGGAGCGCAGCCGGGAGAGACCCAGCCCGGAGAAGCCCAAGGGGCUGGAGAAGGACAAGCCCGAGGGGCGGCGGAAAGAGCCGGACGCCUCCAAGAAGGAGGCGGAGGGCGGCGGGCUGAGCAAAGAGUCCUUCGCCCCCCUGAUGGUGCAGACGGACAGUCCCCCGCACCUGAGCGCGGGGCACCUGCAGAGCCUGGCGCUCUCCGGCCUGCACGGGCAGCAGUUCUUCAACCCGCUGGGCGCCGGGCAGCCCCUCUUCCUGCACCCGGGGCAGUUCGCCAUGGCCCCCGGGGCCUUCUCCGCCAUGGGCAUGGGACACUUGCUGGCCUCGGUGGCCGGCGGGGGCCUGGAGAACGGAGCCCUGGCUUCGACUCAGGGGGCGGCCGGGACCGCCACCCCCUUCCCCUUCCACCUCUCCCAGCACAUGCUGGCCUCUCAGGGAAUUCCGAUGCCCACCUUUGGCGGACUCUUCCCUUAUCCGUACACCUACAUGGCAGCUGCGGCUGCCGCCGCCUCAGCGCUGCCAGCGACCAGUGCGGCUGCGGCCAGCUCCCUGUCCCGGAAUCCCUUCCUGAGCAGCACCCGCCCUCGCCUGCGCUUCAGCCCGUACCAGAUCCCCGUCACCAUCCCACCCAGCACCAACCUCCUGACCACCGGUCUGCCCGCCAGCCUGAACCCAGGCUCGGAAGGCUCCAAACCCAGCAGCAGCAGGGAAUCCAGCCCCCUCCCAGACCUCCCUUUGCACAAAUCCAGCAGCCAGAGGGGCUCCCUCUCUCCCAAAAGCUCCCUGAAAGAUUCCAUCAAUGAACUGCAGAAUAUCCAGAGACUGGUCAGUUGCUUGGAGAGCCAAAGGGAGGUGUCACCCGGCAGGGAGUCCCCCAAGUGACUGGCUGAGCUGCCAACACGCCAGCCCGAAGGGCUGAGAAGCACUGGGAUUUUGUACAGCACAGUAUAAAUAUUUAUUUAAAAAAAAACAAGGGAAAAAAAGGGGAGGGGGACAGGCAGUUAAAGACAGGGAUACAAGUGUGAUCCAUACAGACACCCAGACAAAGCAGAGGCCAAGUGAAUGGUCCACAAGCAAAAUAUCCCGUAGCCAGGAGUAAUUAUGGGAGACUAUUCCUCCCUCCCUCCCCACCACUCUCCACUCAGACCCAGGAGAAUAUAAUGGAUAGGAUCUCCCCUCCCUAAACCCAAAUCAGGAGAAAAUACGGCGAGUAUCCUUCCCUCCCCUCCUCAGUCCCACUGGUUUGGACUCCAAAUACAUCUGGAAAAGCAAAAGGACUCCAAUCUGCAGCAUAACUUUCUUGAUCAAUGGAUUACCCAUAACACAUGCAAUUUCCGGGAUGGCGAAAGAAUGUACCAGUCAUUCCCUUAAAGAGACUGCGGGAAAGGUGACUGAUGUUUUCUAUAGGGACUGAUUUCUGAAGGGAGGAAGAUGCUUUCAACCCCCCUCCCCCACCUAAAACAGACAAUUUUAAGAGGAAAAUAAUAACUCUGGGCAAGCCUAGUGACUAUGAACAAGUGUGUAACCUGAUUUGUCAGGGGGAAAAUGGAAAUAAACUGUCCAGCUCUAUUGCAUCCACCACUGAUUUCAAAGGCCACCAACACGCAGAACUGGUACAGGCAGUGUGACAUGGCGGUUUUGGAAUCUACCUGUGUACCAGAAAAAAAUAUUUAUGAAAUAAAUGAAAAUUUGUGUAAAUAAGCUAUAAGGAGCCCAGAAUAUGCAAAUUGGUAUUAAUUUAUUCAGUUGUACAUUGGUGUGUACAUAAUAUUUAGAGUUUAACUCAUCGCAUUUAAUUUUUUUUCAUUUUACAUGAACAUAUAUAUUGUAAAUGAAAAAAAUAUUUAGCUCUUUGUGAUUGAAGGAGAACUUGGUUUCUUUAACUGUGUUUUAAAAUGUUGUUUAUCCCGCCUGUUCUCUAGGACAAUCAUGUGCCAUCAGUAUACACUUUUCAGUCAUUAAAAUCAGAGUUCAAUUCUUUAAGGAACUCUUACAAGGAAAAAAAAUCCAAUGAAAAUAUCUUUACAGUGCGGGGUACAGGAAAUGCAGGAAUAAACCUCAGGUUUUUAUUUUUCACUCCAGAACAAAAAAAGAAAUAUAAUAAAUUUAAAUAUCACAUGGACUGUGCUCUAUAUUUGUUUUAAAAUAAAAAUAUACAGGAUUUGAAAUGUGCUGGUUAUUCGGGUAUCUAUCUGUUCAUUUUUUGAUGA